Cylindrotheca closterium is the source of this 2388-nucleotide messenger RNA. Lineage: Eukaryota; Bacillariophyta; Bacillariophyceae; Bacillariales; Bacillariaceae. The record is from the annotation of a GenBank genome assembly.
AUGGCAGUGAUCAAGGUACACACAAAGAUCAAGGGCAAACUGAAAGACCGUGGACGAACAGUCAUGUUUGUGGGAUAUGCUGAUAACUCCAGUGUAGACACUUACAAAUUCUACGACCCAAAGACAAAGCGAAUCAGUUCAAGUAGAGAUGUGUCAUGGUUGAACAAAAGCUAUGGAGAUUGGAAGGGAAUCAAGAAAACUAACACACUACGAUUGACACAGGAGCUCCUAUUGGAAACCGCAAAUGACAAUGAUAUUGUACAAGCACCGACAACUCAAGCAAACGACGCAAAUACAACAACACAAGAAACGGGACCGACUCCAACAGCACCAACAGCUACGGAAAGGGCAACGAUGCCAGCAGUGCAAUUGGACUCGGGCGCAGAUCCACAAAGAGUUACACACUCUGCGACAACCCAACAACCGGCAAAAACAGCACCAACUCCCAGAUGGCAGAGAGAUUUACAAACAUGGGAUAUGAACCGACAUGGGACCCAACCUAUACUUCGUACCAGGACACAAACAAGAUUGGCAACUGCAAAUUCCGAAUCAGGAAGGGAGACAGCAACUCGUGUUCGAACAACAGAAGAGCCAACGGAAGAAGAAGAAAUCGAUUUCACUGGGGAUCAACGUGGACCAUUAUUCAACGAAAACGAUGUUGCAAACAUGAUGAUGAAUCCGGAUUUACAGUGGCCAGAUCUAGCACUACAAGUGACAGAAAAAAUGAUGAAAAAUAUUAUGGAAAACAAAGAAAUCGAAGAAACCAACUACAAAGAACCAAAGAACUUCCAAGAAGCAUGGAACCAUCCAGACAAAUAUCAACGGGACAAAUGGCGAGAAGCGAUCAGAAAGGAAUUUCGCGACAUGAUACGCCGUGGAGUUUGGCGAAAAAUGAAACGAAGAGAUCUACCAUAUGGAAGAAGAUGCAUCAAAUGCAAAUGGGUAUUCAAGAUCAAACGAAAUGGAGUGUUUCGAUCAAGACUUGUUGCAUGCGGAUACUCACAAAAUCCUGGAGUUGAUUUCACAGAACACUUUGCUCCAGUUAUCAAUGACAUCACAUGGAGAAUACUACUUGUUGCAAUGAUGAUUUGGAAACUUGACGCUUGGCUAAUUGACAUGGAGACAGCCUUUCUACAUGGAGAAUUUGAUGAAGGAGAACAAAUAUUCAUGAAUCUGCCUGUUGGAUACGAUCUUGUGGAUUCAUCAAUUGAUAUGAGUGAAGAUUGUAUUGAAUUAAUGAAAACCGCAUAUGGGACUGUGCAAGGAGCGCGACAAUGGUGGAAAAAGUUUGUGUCGAUCUUGAAAGAUAUUGGAUUCGAAGGUGGAGAAGCAGAUCCUUGUUUGAUGCAUUGGAACAGUGAACAUGGGAUUGUUUUCAUUGGCUUAUAUGUUGACGACUGUCUUUGCAUUGGAAAACCUGAAGCAUUGGAGCUAGUUGAGGCAAAACUGAAGGAGAAAGGACUGACUCUGAAAACCGAAAAGACCCUGAAAGAUUAUUUGAGCUGCGACGUCAGCUUCAACGAAGAUCGCACGAAAGCAGUAUUACGUCAACCACACUUGUUGAAGACAUUGGAAGAGGAUUUUGGAGAAAUGGUACGAAACAUGCCUAAAUACAAGACACCUGGAACGCCAGGACAAGGUCUCGUUCGCAGUGAAGAAGGUGUAACCGUGACACCUGAAGAACAGAAGCAAUUUCGAAGUGGAACUGGAAAGUUGCUCUAUCUUGUGAAGCAUACAAGACCUGAUAUCGCAAAUGCAGUGAGAGAACUAUCAAAGGUACUUGAUUCGACAACACCAAGAGCAAUGAAAGAGAUGAAGAGGAUCAUCAAGCAUGUAUUGGAUACGAAAGGACUUGGAUUGAAAAUUGAACCAGUGAUUGGAUCUAAAGGUUUACUAUGGAACGUUGUUGCGUUUUCUGACAGUGAUUAUGCAGGAGACCCAGAUUCAAGAAAAUCAGUGAGUGGUUUUAUUGUUUAUCUAUGUGGAGUUCCAAUCUGUUGGAGAAGCAAAGCGCAACGAACAGUGACUUUGAGCAGCGCAGAAGCAGAGUGGAUUGCCUUGAGUGAAGUGGCAAAAGAAGUAUUAUUUAUUGCGCAGAUCCUGGAAACCAUGGGAGUGAAAGUCGAAUAUCCGAUUGUUAUUCGAGUUGAUAAUACCGCGGCAAUUUUUAUGGCGACAAAUGUCACAACGAACCAGAGAACACGACACGUGGACAUUCGCACAAAAUUCGUAACACAAUACACUGGACCGGAUGGUAUUUUGAAGAUUCUAUUUGUCAAAGGAACUGAUAAUGAAUCUGACAUCAUGACAAAGAAUGUAACUGGAAACCUACAUGAGAAACACAUCCCAAAGAUGAUGACAAAUGUCGACGAAGGAACUACAAAAUAG